Xiphias gladius (swordfish) is the source of this 5267-nucleotide messenger RNA. RefSeq names its product ANTXR cell adhesion molecule 1c (gene antxr1c). Gene Ontology annotation, cellular component: membrane. The transcript has 18 exons. Gene Ontology annotation, molecular function: signaling receptor activity. The record is from RefSeq and is a predicted model, not a curated record. Bases 350 to 2044 code for a protein of 564 amino acids. NCBI's taxonomy places the organism in Eukaryota, Metazoa, Chordata, Actinopteri, Istiophoriformes, Xiphiidae.
UUUUAUAACUUCCCCCCACCCCCCUGUCAACUGCAUGUGGAUUCUGAACCAUCACGAAACUUUUUUUUGAUUGCUUUGUUUGUCUUAAAUCAUUCCCGUUGAGCGAAAGCAUCUCUGCAGUGGCGCUCGGACCGGGAUGCGGGUGGUCCUGAUUGUAAACUGAGCGCAAAACAAAAGAGACGUGUGAGCAUCGCCUGCAUCCUCUCUUUUGUCUUUGUUGCAUCUCUGCUUCUCUUUAUUUUUGCAACUGUCUCGGGGAUGUAAGAAGCCACUAUAAUACUUUUGGUUGUUUUUUUUUUUCUUUUUAUCAACAGAGGAAUUAAGUUUUUUUUUCUCACGAGGAGACAUCAUGGCGAGGUUUUUGUUGAACAUGCGUCUUGUUCUGGUUUUGUUCGGAUUAUUUUUGCUCUCUUCUCCAUCCGCAAAAUCCGAGCCGGAGCCGCAGGACGACGAGGAGGAGGAGAGUUCCUGCCAGGGCGCUUUUGACCUGUAUUUUGUGCUUGAUAAAUCUGGCAGUGUGAAGGAUCACUGGGAGGAAAUCUACUACUUUGUGGAGAAUUUAGCUGAGAAAUUCAAAAGUCCAAUGCUGAGGAUGUCCUUCAUAACAUUCUCCUCCAGAGCAUCCACUAUCAUGAAACUGACAGAAAACAGAAUGGAAAUCAGAAAGGGGCUGAAUGCUCUGAAAAGGGAGAUUCCAGGUGGAGACACAUUCAUGCACCUUGGAUUGCAGAGGGCAAAUGAGCAGAUAUACCAUGAGAACUUUGGCACGGCCAGCGUGAUUAUUGCACUGACAGACGGAGAGUUGCAGGAGCAUCAGCUCAUCACUGCACAGCAAGAGGCAGAGAGGGCCAGGUCUCUUGGAGCCAUUGUGUACUGUGUUGGUGUAAAAGACUUCAAUGAGACACAGCUGGCUACUAUUGCAGACACCAUCGAGCAUGUGUUUCCUGUGCUGGGUGGCUUCCACGCCCUCCGGGGAGUCAUUGAUUCGAUCAUCAAGAAAUCCUGCAUUGAAAUUUUGGCAGCUGAGCCCUCCAGUGUGUGUGCAGGAGAGUCUUUCCAAGUGGUGGUGAGAGGAAACGGUUUCUUCCAUGCCAGAAACAUCAACCAGGUGCUCUGCAGCUUCAAAAUCAAUGAUACCUUUACAGUCAACGAAACGCCGGUUGGAGUGGAAAACACAUUCUUACUGUGUCCAGCUCCUGUCAUCGAUGAGGUUGGGAAGGUGAUUUAUCUCCAAGUGAGCAUGAAUGACGGUCUGUCCUUCAUCAGCAGCAACGUGCACAUCACCACCACAGAAUGUUUUGACGGCACCAUUCUCCUCAUCACCCUGCUGGUGUUGUUCCUUCUGCUGGCCCUGCUCUUCAUGUGGUGGUUCUGGCCUCUCUGCUGCACUGUGGUGAUCAAAGAACCACCUCCUCCACCUCCUCCUGAGCCCGAGUCAGAUGAUGAAGAUGGCCUGCCUAAGAAGAAGUGGCCCACUGUGGAUGCUUCAUAUUAUGGGGGAAGAGGAAUUGGAGGCAUCAAGAGGAUGGAGGUGCGUUGGGGAGGAAAGGGUUCGACCGAGGAGGGGGCUAAGCUGGAGAAGCCGAAGAACGCCGUGGUGAAAAUGCCGGAGCAAGAGUAUGAACCCUUCGAGCCCAAACCUAAGAAACCUCAGAACAAGAAGCCGACUCAGAGCCGGAAGUGGUACACACCCAUCCAGGGUAAACUGGAUGCUAUCUGGGCUCUGUUUCGCCGCGGCUACGACCAGGUCUCUCUAAUGAGACCCCAGCCCGGGGAUCAUGGUCGUUGCAUUAACUUCACAAGAGUGAAGGAUCAGACAUCAGCAGCUAAGGCCCCACCUCGCACCCCAAUCGACACGCCUUCGCCCCCACCUCCGGACUACCGCCCCGUGACCCGCACCGCCUCCUCGUCUCCCACCUCCACCAGCCCUCCUGCCAGAUCACCCCCGUCAGGCCCGCCACUCCCAAGUCAGCCACCAGCCCGCACACCCCCGGGGCUUCCCUGUCCACCGCCAUCGCGUCCCCCGCCCAGCCUCCGACCCUGAAUCACAUAGACAAACCCUUCUCCUACCCCCCAAACGCACCCGCUUUGAUACAAAGACUUACCGCUCGGUUCACCAGUUCUUUCAGUUUGAAGGCUGUGGUCCUCGCUGCCAAAGAUACUCCUGCUAUAAGCCAAAGAUAUUGAAUCCCAGUCACUCUGUGUUCCUCUUCUUGUAUGGGAAAGAGUGUCAAGUUAAACUGUAAGCUAGCAAUUUAAGUCAUUUCACACAUGCUACCACCUAGCAUGAUAAAUUCUGGUGGAAAAAAAUGUUUGAAUACCAGAGAAACUUGUUUUGAAAACUGAAAGUUUACUAACCGCGAUGCCCAUUGAGUCGUUUUUUAUGUACCAAAGUGAAGGGUUGACCCCAAAUCAUUGAAAAAGGUCAUUUUCUACAGGGUGUUAGUAUUUGCUAGUGUGCAAGAAAAGUUAUUUGGACAAGCAGUUUGACAUAACGCUCUGUCCCAUACAGAAUGAAUGGGGUGAUUCGGAGAAAUAUUUUACUUUGUGUUGGCGUUUGUGAGAUCAGGGAGGGUUGUUGCUGGACAGCAAAGCAUGUUGGGACAGGAAGUCCACAGAAGAAUACUGCAAUGGAUGAAAUUUCUUUGUUGUUUUCAUCAACUACUGAGUUAUGCAAUUGUUAUUGAGAAUUAAGGUGAAAAGUAGGUUGUAGAUGGAAAUCCGAGUGACCAGGUUAAGCUCUGAGCAGAAUGGAUUGGCUUAUUUCUACAUUGCCAUGAGGUUUUGGAAUUGGAUUUCAGAGCAGUUUCAAUCGGUCCUGUUUUUUAAUGGUUUUGAGUAACUAAGAAAAAACAAAUGUGAUUUGCUAAAAAUGUAAGUUUUGAACAUUUGUUCUGAGCGAAAAGUGAAUUUUUUUUCUUCACCUUUUUGUGAUAUUUCCUUUAUCCAAAAACAUGCUAACCCAACAAAUUCCAACCCCUUAAUACAGAAAUUAUACAGUUACAUGAUUUUGUGAUCCAGUCUUUGCACCAUUCAGUGACAGGGAAGUGUACAGAUGUUAUAUGGAAGGUAUGUUUUUACAAUAUAUGUUUGAGAUGCAUUUUUGAAUGCUACAUUGGUUGAUGUCUUCGAGGCUUUGGAUUUUGUCCUUUACCACCUUUUCAUGUAGUUGAAUUUAGAUUACAGCAAUAUAUAUUUUUUGUUUUUUGUUUUUUGGUAUCUGCGCACAUAGACUGCUGGGCAACUACAGUAUGUAUUUGUUUUUUUUUAGUAUUGGGACAUUGAAACUCAUGAAAUCAAGCAACCAAAAAUCAGGUUAACGUCUCUCCUCACAUCUUUUAUACACAAUCCUUAUACUGUACUUUGAUACCAUUAUGUGUGUUUAUGUCUUCAGUUUUAUCAUCACCGGUCACAUUGCAGGUCACAGUGCAACUGCAGGGCAGUUCAAAGAGCAUCUAAUUUAUUUUACUCCCCGAGAGAAAUAGAGGAGAGUACUUGAAUAUUGACAAGGUGUCCAACCACCAAGACGGACACUGUGCGCAGAAUUUAGAGACACAACAGCUAGCCAGUUAAAAGUCAUAUAAGGUUUGCCAGCAUUUCUCAACCCCUCAGCUACACUGAAAAAACAUUUGUGAAACUGAAAGUGAUGCAUUUGCAUUUUAUGUUGUGUAAAUUGGAAAAAAAAACUGAAAAUUGUGUCAAUUUUGAUGUGCAUUAUGCCUCCAUAGCUCUUUUCUAGCAGGUGAAAAGACACUGCUAGUGAUUACAUGCUAAAGUGGGAAAAAUGGGGAACAUCAUCCCCCCAAAAAAUAAAAAGAAAGAACAGAAGUAAGAUUUUGACUUCAGGGUGUAGAAAAGCAGUUGAAAAAUGUUGGUAUUCCUUCUAUAUCCAGUGCCUUCUGGAAUUUUCUUCUUGGAUUUUUUUUUUAUACUUUCAUUUUAAUGUACGUCAUUCAGGUAUGUCCUGUACCGUUGUGUUACUACAUGCAUUCGUAAUCGGUCGCAGCAUCUUAAAAGAGGUUCCACUGCUGAGCUAAAGAAAAGGUACAUAUGUAAAUUGCUUCACAAAUGUGUUUAUAAUCCACAUCCACAUUUUCACUGAAAAUGCCUUUUAGUCUUGCUUAAAAUUUUUAAAUUAACCUGCUGGAGUUGAAACAACUAUUAAUAACAAGGUGUUACAUGUAAAAAUUGUCAAAUUAAUUGUGCUACAUUGCCAUAAUAACUGUAAACAAAAUGAGAUCAGGGCAAGGUAAUCAUUUAUGUCCCUAGCAAUAUGUAGCAUCAAAUUUGACUGCAUUUCCAUAACCCUUGUAGCUUCUGAUCAUAAAAAGGAUGUCUUCAUUACCUUCAUUACCUUCAUUACCAUGUUAUUUUACAAGUCUGUAAGUUCAGAAUAGUUUCCUAUGAAAAUUCAUAGAAAGAACUGUGUUCAUAGAAAACAUUGAGACAGUGUUGGAAUGGUACACCUACAAUCAAGCUUUUCCAACUGAUUGGUAGCUUAACCUACAGAGACUUUUCCACCAGACACGGCCCUCUGACGUAAACCAACGCAUAGUAGAAGCUGAUAGGCUGACAGGCUUUUCAUUUCAUUUAUUUAAAGUAAAACAUAAAAAACAGAAUUCAUAAAACCUUUGGCCAACAUAUCUUUUGUCCAUCAGUAUUACCUUUGACAUGGCACCACCGAGAAAUUCUCUGUGCCUUAAAAAAUAAAACCCAGAAACACAAUUGUAUUUUUUUACAUUGUAAUUUGCUGCACCAUCAAACUGCACCUUGGUUUGACCUCCUCCGCCUUCCUCCUCUCAUGUUGCUAAAUGAUCUAAGCUCCCUUUGAAACUAAAGAGGAUCUCACCAACUCAGUUGAGAUUUAUUAAUGACACCAUGUAAAUGAGAAAGUAGGAGUGGAUGUAUUUCAUUUGUGAAAAAAACAUUCAACUUGAAAGUUUGGCUAGCGAUGCAAUACAGUAUUACCUUGGUCUAAGCAGUGCAUCUUUCCCAGUUUGCUCUAAUAAUAAUAAUAAUAACUCUAUUAACAACCAAGAAAAAAUGAUAGUACAAAUGCAGUAUAGAUGCCAGAUCAGUGCUUGAAAGGGAACUUCUGCUUUUGUUAUCGCUGUCAGAUCAGUCAUCCCGAGAUGAGUUGAGAUGCAUUACAUUAACCAGUGUUUUUUACAUGUAUAAACAGCAGUACUGAAGCAAAUAUGAAAGACGUAUAUGAUUUUCUUUGUUGUUUGACAUGACUUUUUUUUAACAGUAUCAAUAAAGGUUGA